This is a messenger RNA of Bactrocera oleae (olive fruit fly), 10714 nucleotides long. Lineage: Eukaryota; Metazoa; Arthropoda; Insecta; Diptera; Tephritidae. The record is from RefSeq and is a predicted model, not a curated record.
AGUAUUAAAAUAAACGUCGAGCCGUAAUUGUCAUUUUUGCAAAGAAAAAUACUGAGUAGUAAUUUUAAUGCAUAAUUACGGUUGUGGUCCGUUGUGCUGUCGAGGCUCUGGUUUUAACAGAAGCGUUACCACACUGUUGUAUUUUCCGUGAAAUACUCCCUUCCAUCCCAGUUUGGAUUCUCAUCAAAUAUUCUAAUAAAAUAAAAAAAUAAUCUCCAUUAUGCAACUAUUGCACUAUUCUGCUGUAGGUGUGAAAGAUUGGUAAUAUAGUACAUACAUAUGUAAGUACAUGUGUAGUGUUCUCGAUAUGAGAGCGGUCAUGUACGUAUGGCGCAUGGAUGUGCAACCGGUUGGCAGACUGUGCAAAAAUUCAAGUACAAGGAUAUUCUCUUUCAAGGUUUCAUUCGCCUUCAACAGUCAACACACGAUGGCUAUUGGCCAUUUGCGUUUACACCAAAUUGAAGGAUUUGACGACGCUUAGCGUCGAAGUGUUGCGUUAUGCAACUGCUUACGUAUUUUAUGCACAGAAGCGACCUUUUCCACUUGCAUGCAUAAUCAAUGGAAAAGCAAUUUUCAUAUACAUACACACCUACAUAAAAACAGUGGUAUGGCUGAAUGCCGGUAAUUGAAUACUGAACCGCCCCUUUUGAAAACUAUUCACACACAUACAGCAUUUAAAAAUUUCAUUAUAACAACAACUGCCAAAUAUUUUCUAUUGGCAAAAUAAAUAAAUCAAUAUUGAAAACUGUAUUUUGAGCAAUGAACAAGUUGCUAGCAACUGCCAAAGACAUAAAUUAACAAUUUUUUAGGCACCGAACAAUUUAACUAUUUAAAGGUUCUUUGCAUAUUUACAGGUUUUGUUUGUAUUUCUGGUAAAGAGCUUGAGUGUUUCCUGUUAAAAUUCGAAAUUUUUACUUUUUUCUUACCAAAAGUAUCUUGGUCACUCGUUUUCCGGCGAGUUAAAUUCAGUUGAACAAGUAUGUGUGUGUUUGCUAAUAGUUUUACCUUUUCAAACAUACCUAAUCCAUCGAAAUCCUCUGCGGCUUUAAUUCAAUUCAGUUUUAAUAUUAAAUUAAAUUCUAAUUAAAAUAAGAUUAAAUAUCUAAAUUAUAAUGCAAAUAAAGUGCUGCUUGCUUCAAAAAUAUCUAGUAAAGAUCAAGGCGAAACGAGCGUGGUGAAUUUCCAAUGACCAUGUUGCCACUUCGCAUGCAUAUCUCAUAUAUGUGAUAUAUUCAUUUAUUUUGUACAAUAAUUUAUUAUAAAAUUCUUAUACAUUUUCUUUAAUAUUUUUUUAAACAUAUUUUUUUUAUUUACUUCAUAAAUCUUUAAAUUCUAACAAUUUAUAAAGCUGGGGGAAUGUUAGAAAAUCGAAAAGUGGCAGUACAACAUUGUUCACAAACACAACGAUGCAUUUCAAAAAGGGAAAAUUCAAGCUACAAUUGUACACAAUAGCACUGUCACUUGGCAGUUUGUUUUUUUCUGCUUGCUAGUAAACGCGCAAAGCAAAGCAGAAUCGGAAUUUUGUUGAGUUGACGUUUUUGGUGCAUUCUCGGUUUAUUAUAGGAUUCAUUUUGCUUGUUCCAGUGAAGCGGUCGCGUUGUUGUUUCGUGUAUAUUUAGUGGCAAUUUUUGUAAUAUAAGAAAGUGCUUAAUUUAAGACUAUGUGCGGGUACCUGUAUGUAUGUACAUACAUAUAAUAAACCGUGUGCAAAUCGUUUCCAAAAUAAAUAGAAAAUAAAAAUAUACAUUCGGUUAUACAAAAUAUGUAAAAGUAUAUAAAAGUGCGGUGCGGUGAAAAGCAGAUGGUAUUUUGUUAGUGUUUGUCUGCUUGCCGAGUGCAGUACAUACAAAGUACGCGCGCAUUUGUGCGCUUCGCUGGCAAUGUGAUUAAAUGCAUUUCUCCUCACAUACUAAAUUGUUAAAGUGAAAUGCUUGUGAAAAGUAAACAAAUGCUUAGAAUUAUAAAAAUGUAAAUGAAUGAAUGAAUUGCUGUACUAUUAUCAGAGUUAACAGUAAAUUCCAAGAAGUAGUCUGAAAAGUUUCGAAACGUGGACUAAUGAAGAUAUCCUGUAGAAAAGAUCAACAAUUUUGAAAAAUCUGUAAAUCCAAAAAAGUCACAAUAAAAUAGCCAAAUCGUCAAGAUUCACAAAUUAAUAAAGCAAAAGAUGUGGUUAUAAACUACAACAUUUAAAAUAUUUACAAUUUCUUCGACAAAUUUCAUCUCACCAGAUAUUUCUCUACAACAACGUUCUAAUUGCUAUAAUGCUAAUUAAUGCAACUUCCAAUUAAGAAGAAGCUGCUCGUUUUAGUAAUACCGAUGUAACAAACAAAUUUAUCCCUAAUAAUAUAUGCACUACAGCGAAAAAUUCGACAAGAUCCAAUCGCCUGCACAAUACCAGUGUCAGCAAACUGUACCGAAUGGCGAAUAAAAUAAAAGAGACUGCUACUGUAGGGUGUCAUGUGAGUGAUAGCGUCGGCGCGUUAGCACAAAGAUUGAGUGCAACGCAAAGUACUUGCUGGUGUCAUCUACGAAAAGAUCAAGUAAAGUGCGUUAAUUGUCAAAGAGCUGCAGCUGCCGCCGCGACUUCGACAACAAUGGCAACAAUGACGACGAUGACCACCAAAAUCGCGGCUGAUAGCAACGAAAGCGCUAUUGAUGAAAGUGAUAUUGAAGAUGAUGACUGUUCUGAUUCUAAUUGUGAUUCCGAUUCCGAUUCGGCCGAGAUAGACAAUGAUAUGAUUAAUGAGGGCGAUGCCAGAUCGUGCAUCGAUUGUACAGUUGCGGAGAAUGCAUUUGUCGAUAACGAAGUGACAACGGUUUUGAAUGGUGCUAAAUUUAGUAAAAUAAUGAAUAUAUUUCAAAGUAAUAUUAAUAAUGCUGCUAGUGAUUCUAAUAAAUGCAAAAAAACAUUUGCAAAUGCUUAUGUUAAUAAGAAUUAUGGGAAAACCGUUUAUAAUAAGUAUAAACGUAAUAAUAAUAGUGAUAACAUAGUGUUUAGUGAACGUAGUCCAAAACUCGCAACUAUAAAUAUAAGUCAAAAUAGUAGUAGUAGUAGUAACAGUAAUUUAAUUGAAUGUAGUAAUGAAGUAACCAAAACUAAUGUGAAUGGUACAAAAACAAAAUCGACGUCAACUGAUGAAGCGAUACGUAGUAAUGAGUUUUGCGCACAAAGUAACACAUUUGCUGCAGCGCGUGCGCAACUGCUUACCUUCUGGCUGGCAUUUGUUGCUUUUUGUGAUGCGAUUACCAUUAAACAUGACGAUCCGCGCCUCAAAAAUGCGCGCCAACGUCAAGAACAGGAGAAAUCAAGUGAGGAGCAACAAAAGAAAUCAACAGAGUCGCAAACGGUGCAUGGCAACGAGCAUGAUACUUCCAAAGCAAAGCCCUCACGACAUUUGAAGUUGCUGACCAAUCGCAAGCUAAUAUUUCUGUUCAUUGUCUGUGUGUUUUUCUCCUGUUUGAAUCGCAUUGAAGGCCGUCCAAACAGUUUGACAGAACAAAAUGUGAUUACCGAUGGAUCGCCCGUCACUUUGCCAACCGCAGCGGCUGUUGUCGCUGCUACAACCUCAAAAGCUGCAAGGCUGCAGGAGGAAAGCGGUGCAACAACUGCACAUUUGUCGGUCGGCGCUGGUGACAGUGAUGGCAAUAAAAUUGCGCUGCAAACAAACGCAAUAGCACCAGAACCUACACCCAGUGAUAAGCUAAAGGAAGUCGAUACACAUAGACCACCGAUAAUGAUUUCUGCACAUGACGAUGAUGAUCCAUAUGCGCACAGACCAGAGCGCUAUCCGCUCUCACAGGUAGAUUUCGAUAGGGUGAAAACGCCGUUUAUAAUCGGCAUUUGGAUACUUUCGGCGAGUAUAGCGAAAAUUGGUUUCCAUAUGACACCGAAAUUACAUCUUAUUUUCCCUGAGUCUUGCUUGCUAAUCGUUGUUGGUGUUAUUAUUGGUUUUGUAUUGUAUUUCUGCACGGAUGUCGCCGUCUCACCGCUCACGCCCAAUACAUUCUUCUUCUACAUGCUGCCGCCGAUUAUCCUGGAUGCGGGCUACUUUAUGCCAAAUCGAUUAUUUUUCGAUAACCUAGGCACAAUUCUAUUGAUGGCUGGCAUCGGCACUGUUUUCAAUACAGCAACCAUUGGUCUAUCACUUUGGGGCUGCGGUCUGACUGGUCUUUUUGGACCAGAAGUGCCACGGUUUUUGGACACUUUCCUUUUCGCUGCGCUUAUUUCUGCCGUUGAUCCUGUUGCUGUUUUGGCAGUUUUCGAAGAGAUCCAUGUUAACGAGGUGCUGUAUAUAGUGGUGUUUGGCGAAUCGUUGUUGAACGAUGCUGUGACAGUCGUUAUGUACCAUAUGAUGGAAGUAUACAACGAAAUCGGCAUAUCAAAUAUAAUAGCUCAAGAUAUUGCAAGUGGUGUAGGUUCAUUCUUUGUUGUUGCCAUUGGCGGUACUGUUAUUGGCAUCAUUUGGGGCUUCCUUACUGGUUUGGUGACGCGUUUCACCGAUCAUGUGCGCGUGAUUGAACCGAUAUUCAUCUUCGUAAUGGCAUACUUGGCAUACCUCAAUGCGGAAAUAUUCCAUAUGAGCGGUAUUCUAGCCAUUACCUUCUGUGGCAUCACAAUGAAAAACUAUGUUGAAGCGAAUAUUUCACAAAAAUCACAUACAACAAUAAAAUACGCACUCAAAAUGUUGUCCAGUUCAUCUGAAACAAUCAUAUUCAUGUUCCUUGGUGUAGCAACAGUCAAUAAUAAUCACGUGUGGAAUACUGCCUUUGUGCUGUUGACUAUCACAUUUUGUUCGGUGUAUCGUGUGUUCGGCGUUGUGAUAUUAUCUGCAUUAGCGAAUCGUUUCCGAUUGCACAAGUUGUCACGUGUCGAUCAGUUUGUUAUGUCCUAUGGCGGCUUACGUGGUGCGGUCGCCUUUGCAUUAGUGUUGCUGGUUGAUGAGCGAAUUGUCAAGCAGAAGGAUAUGUAUGUGACAACUACAAUUGCAGUGAUUUAUUUUACCGUUUUCCUGCAAGGCAUAACGAUAAAGCCGCUGGUAAAGAUGUUAAAUGUGAAGCGAGCAAGCAAGCGAAAGCCGACAAUGAAUGAACGCAUACACGAACGCUUCAUGGACCAUUUAAUGGCUGGAAUUGAAGAUAUUAUUGGCAAGACUGGCAAUUAUAAUGUGCGUGAUAAAUUCAAGCGUUUUGAUAACCGCUUUAUCCGGCCACUGGUAAUCAGAGACUUAAAGGGUGCUGAACCUAAAAUCAUUGAAACCUAUUCGAAACUGACAAUGCGUGAUGCUAUGGAAGUAAUGCGUCGUAAUCCAUCUACCAUUGGACAAAUAACGGCCACCGAAUCGAUGAGUGCAUUGUUUCGAAAUUACACCAGUAAUUGUAUUGGUGGAAGUCCAAGCCUUACCAAUCUGGACAAUAGUUGCUCACGAAAUCUUGAUAUGCAUGAGUUGGACUACAAUCCGUCGAAGAAGGAUCUUACAGAUGCAAAAAUACACCAUCUGCUUGCCGAGGAGCUGAAACCAUAUAGAAGGCACCGCCGCCUUAGUUAUAGCCGACACGCAGUAGACGACAGAGAUUUGUCUACGCAGGUAAAUUACAAAAUGCAAAUGAACUUCCGACGAAUGUUCAAUGAUCGGAAACAUCACAAGCGCAGCAAACGAGGCACGAGUAAGCAACCAGACGGUGUUAAACAGAAUCACGUCUCAUUCCACGACUUCCAACAGAAUGGCACAACGAAACAAUUUACGCAUGAUUAUAUUAACGAUGUUCUCAAUGAAUCAGGAGAAGAAAAUCUGAGUAAACUGAACGAGGUGACAGUGGUGAGCGGCGAAGAUUGGGAUGACGGUUUGACAUUUACAGCAAAGUCUUCGCUUGCCGAAAAUCCUAUACCCGAGGAGGAUCACAAUAUCUCACGUGAUUCAGAUGGUGAACGCCGUGUAGCAACACCUACCGCUACAGAAUCGCAGUUGCCGUGGAAACGGCAGGGAGACGAACUGACAGAUGCAGUGCAGCAGAACGAAUUCCCCGCUUGGGCUUCGAAUAAGGAGUAUUUGGCUUACAAUUCCCCCAGCGCCACAUUUUUAGGUGGUAUAAACAAACCUAAACAGCCUAAGUCUGUCAUAGGUUUAUUCCGACGUGAGAGUUGCGGCUCGAGGGGCGGCAGCAGUCUGGGCGAUCAUACAGAUGGCGCUAGUUCAGUACGUGGCUCAGAUCCCACAUUGGCAAAUGCAUUGAUUAGUGGCCUACCCCUGAUACCGUUAAUACAGCCGCCGCAUUCGAAUCCUCGUCUUGAUAAGCGCUCACAAUCGAUUUCGGUCGGCACAUCUGGCGGCCAUAGUGGCAUCGGUAUUAAUAUAGGCGAUUUAGCGCAUUCGGGACCCUUCCCGGUUACGGCCAGCCAUCGGCGUAAUGUGCGGCGUGGCUCAAUGUUGGAGUUAAGUGGAGACACUAUCCCCGAGGAGACUUACCAGCACGGUCAUUCGAAGUCCUUGUGCGAACCGACCGGCGAAGAUUGGGAAAAUACCGCUUUGGCCACACGCGAACGUACCAUAAGCGGCAGCAGCAAUAGCACCGGGCGUGAGCCACUUCUACCCAAAUUAACGCCACGUGCACAAAUCCGCCGUAUGGGUGGCAGCAGUGGUGGUGUUGGCGGUGCUAUUAGCACGCUCGGUGGCUUGCGUAAUCAAGUGACGACCGCCCUACUCUCCACAUCGAACUCCGAAUAUGAUGAUGAUGAGGAUGAAGAUAUUGAUUUGUAUGACGAUGAGAGUAUUGUCGUAACCACUUUGACUAGCGGCAGUGGUGGUAGUGGUAGUGGCGCUCUAAAUCGUAGCGGUAGCAGUGGGAGUGGCGGCGGCAAUGGUAGUAGCGGUGCCAGCAGUAGCAGUAACAAUACAACAACUACAAUUCGGCUGACACGCAACAAUGAUGAGAGCAUCAUUUGAGAUUGUCGCCGGAAGCAACUAUAGCGGCGACUUUUAGGCGAAGGCAGCAGCGGUAAGCAGCAACAGCAACGUCGCCUAAAUCGUUGGGCUUUCAAGUAUGAAAUGUUACAAUGAUUAGAUUAAAAUUAUGGGUGGGUAAGUCUAAGGUUAUAAGCGAAAAUUCAAUGAAAUACUAGUUGCCAAUAAUGCCUGUUAAUUGAAAAAAAACUUUGUGUAUGUAUUAGAAUUUAGUAUAAGUUUUGAAAAGUGAAAUGGUUUAGUUAAAUUAUACAAGUAUGUCACACGAUUAUACUUAAGUUGGUGAUUAAUAGAUUAAGUGAAAUAGUUUUCAUUUAUUUUUUAUUAUUUUGUUUAAUUUCGAAAAACAGUAUUUUUUUAUGAUUUUAAUUAAUUUCUAAAUUUCGAAAAUAGCAUUCUUAUUAUUUUAAUUAUUUUAAACUUGAAAAAUAGUAUUUUUUUUAUUAUUUUAAUUAAAUACGAAAUUUUUAAAAAUAGUAUUUUUUUAUUUUGUUUAAAUUCGAAAAAUAGUAUUUAUUUAAAUUAUAUUUAUUAAUUCCUAAAUUUCGCAAAAUAGCAUUUUUUUUUUAUUUUCAUUAGUUUCGAAAUUAAAAAUAGUAUUUUUUCAUUAUUUUUAUUAAAUACGAAUUUUUUAAAAAUACUAGUUCUUUAUUACAGCCAGCGAGUAUAAUUAAUUUCGAAAAAUAACAAACAACUGCAAUAGUUUUUCUGCUUAUUUAAAGAAAAAAUUAAUAUAAUAAAAAAAUAUUAUUUCGACUAGUCCUUUGUUUUCACCAUUAUGCCAUUAUUUAAUAAAUAUGUUGACUAUUUUUCUAAUUUCGAAGCAGACUUAAUACGCAAGUACCAUCAUAUUUUGAAUCUUUUUCCACAAUUUCAUUAUAGCUUCGUAUAUUGUUUAAAAUAUCAAUAGCAACAAAAAUUAAAAUUCUUUAAAAUGCAUUGUAACAAGGUAAAUGUGUGACUGCAAUAAAAUAACUAAAAAUAACCACCAAGACUAUAGAACAGCAAUGUAAUUAUAGCGCAAACCAAUACACUUCUACUUUGUGCUGCAUUUUAUGCAGUACUUAAACACUGUGCACCUAAAAUUAUGCUUCGAUAGAAAAAUAGACAGAAAAAACGAGACGUCACCUACUUAGCAACACUGGGCUGUGUUUGAAUAAAAUAAGAAACUACUACUAUAAAAAUUGUGCUAAAUAGUUUCCAGAAAAAUAGCAAAAAACUUCUAGCAAUUCCAAUGCCAUAAUUUCAUGUCUAUUCAAGUGUUUCUCGUUUUAAUUUUAAUUUGCAAUUUAUUUAGUAAAUUUUUUAGAGGCUUUCAUUUGUUAACAAAAUGUAUAUAUACCGAGCAAACAAUAGAAAAAUGUUAAGGUUUUUUAACGUACAAUUUCGUUUUAACUGAGAACUUGUGUAAACAUUUUAUAAGUAUGUAACUGUCAACUGUCAACUGUACGUGACUGUAGUAAAAAAAAAACAUGUAAAAAUAGUAUGUAUAAAAAGCUAAGCUGCUGCUUAGGGCGUAAAAUAAACAUGUCAUAGCAAUGAGAAUCCUAACGAUAAACUUGUAAAUGUGUGUAAAAUAUAUAUAUAUAUAUAUAUUUAGUAUAGUGCGUAGUUGAAAAUGUAUUGAAACGCGUGUCGAUAAGACAAUUAAGGCUACGGCGUGAAUGAUUGGAGUUUUAAUAAUUUUUAUAACAUUUUAACAGUUGAACUCUAUACUAGUAAUAAUUAAAAACCAAAAAAAAAAAAUGAAAUAAAAUCACUUAAAAAAAUAUUCUUAAAAUUGGUACACUAAAAUUUGAACAAUUCUUAUAAACAACUUGACUUUGAAAUUGAUAACAUUGUAAUAUUAGGCAUAGUAUAUGUUAAUGUAUAUAAAAUAUUAUUUAUUUGCAGUGUUACCAAUUUCUUGCUAACACACUUAAUUUGGCAAACGUUUGUACUUAAACUUUUGUUUUAACUUAAAUUCUAUAAUGUACACGAGCGCUUAGAAAAGCAUAAUAUUUUUGAAAACGUGCAUAUGUCCAGGGUUGCGAAAUUUUUAAUUCCUAAUUUUUGGGUUAAAAAUUAAAUUUUUAUUUUUUAAUCACAAUGUUGCGAUUAAAAAUUAGAUUUUCAUUCUUUAAUCCAAGAUGUUUGGUAUUAAAAAUUGAAAAUAUUAUUUUUUUGAUUUGAAUGAACGCGAAACAAACAAAUUAUUUUUUUAAUUCUUUAUUAUAUGCUUGAGAUUAAAAUUAAAAUUUUUCUUUUUCAAUCCCAUAGUUGGCAUUAAAAAUUAAAAACAAUUUUUUUAUACGGUUUUUAGAAUUAAAUUUUUUUAUUUUAUUUUUAAAUUCGGUUGUGGGAUUAGACCUUUUUAAUGGUGUAAUUAAAUUUUAUUUUUAUUUUUUAAAACCGGUAUGUGGAAUCAAAGAUUUUUUUUUAAACACGUAAUUAAAUUUUUAUUUUAAUACCGUAAUAGGGAUUAAAAAAAAAAGUUUUAAUUCAGAUGCUAAUUAAAUUUUUUUCAAUGCAUUACUGUCAAACUAUAUAUUUGAAUUUCGAAUAUUCGAAUAUUAUAAACUGUGGUUGACUUUUUAUGUGCAGAGAUUGAGCAAAUAUAUAUGAACUUUAAAAUAUUAAUAUUUUAAUAUUAUUUGCAUUUGCGUCUUGCAAAUUAAAUCGAGAAAAUUAAUUUAUUUUAUUAUACUUUAUAUAUUUGUAAAGAAGUGCUGCAAAGAUCUUCUUGAAUUAGCAGAAUACGUAAUGUUUGAAACGUACUUAAACUUAGAGGUGUUCUUUAUUUUGAAAGCAGUUUAAAAUUUCUUUCGAUAAAAAUAAUUUAUAGCAAAAGCAGCAUAGGUAUAAAAAAUUCUAUAAAAAAAUUCGACUAUUAUUAUUUAGCUGUUUUUGUUUUAUACAAUAAUGACAAUUGUUCAUUACUACUAUUUUUAUUUUAAUUUAUGAUAAAUCUAUUUAAUAUUUUUUACGAAAGCAGAAAAUUCAUUUAUAAUUAAAUCGCCUUUAUUUAGUGUUCAAAAAAAAAUUCAUUAUAGACACAAGACAAAUACUUGUGUUCUAAUUUGUUUCGUUUUCAUUUACAAUUUUUAGAGACAAUAACUGUAUAAACGAAGAAAGUAUUUAAAACAUCAAUUAUUAAAAAAUAUAAAUAUGAAAUAAUUUAUUUCAUAAUAAACGUUGUCAAAGUUCAUUGAUAUAUAAUAAUCAGCGAAAUUUAAAUAUAAAAUUUAAAAAAUAUGUGCAAAUACCAGAGUUAAUUAAUUUGAAAUUACCAAAAUAGGCUUUUAAUUAGUACUAAAAAGAAUUUUAAAUAGCGCUAAACUUAAGCAAAAAAAAAUAUACAUAUACACACAUAUACUAUAUAGGAUCGCUAACAAUACACGUCUAUUUUUUGCCACACGUGUACAUAAACAUGUACUAAACUACAAAAAAAAAUUAUAGAUUGAGCAAACAUAUUAGACGAUUACGAAAUUGGCACAACUUUCAACUCAACGCCUUACUUAUGUUAUAUUCAUAAUAUGUACUUACAUAAUUACCCAUACAUGUGUAAGUUCAAUACAUUAGCAGUAGUUAAUGAAAAACAAUUGCACCAACACAGAUGCUAACUACAUGGAAUAAUAUGAGUACUAACCAAUUUGUAUGUAUAUAACUUUGUGAAAACGGCUGCGAAAUACAGUAUGUAUGUACUGUAAACAUGAGAACCACAUAAUAACUUCGUAAGAACUUUCAUUGAAUAAAAAGCUUUACAACAAAUAUUA